AUGUCUAAGAAAGAGGCUAAGAAGCAAGCAAAACAGCAGGAAGAAUCCAAAUCCAAAAUCAAUUUUGAAGAAAUCAUUAUGAAUAAUCUAUCAGGAUUUAAGAUGGUUUAGGAUAAUAGUGGUUUUCAUUUCACAAUCCUGAAUUUAAAUCAGAAGAAUGUAGAUGUUUUGACUCAAACCUUUGGAAAUUACAAAUAUAUUGAAUCCAUAGAUUUAAGUGGGAAUAACAUUACUGAAAUUGUGCAACUUUCAUAACUGCCGUACUUGAUCAGAUUGAAUGUCGAAGGCAAUAAUAUUAAGGAUUUGAAAUCCCUUGCUAACGAGGAGGCUUUCAAAUCUCUUAAGUAUCUCAAUGCUGCAUCCAACAAAUUGGUUGAAUUAGGUCCUAUCAAAGUUCCCUUAAUAUAACUUAAUCUGAAUGAUAAUAAAAUAGAAAAAAUGGAUACUUUUGACGGUAAUCCAAAAUUGAGGUAAUUAUACUUGAAGAGAAAUAAAAUUGCUGCUUUAACUUAGUUUUAAAAUCUACCUGAGUUGAAAGAACUUAAAUUAAGCGAAAAUAAAAUCAAGGCGAUUUAGGGAAUAGAAUUAUUAACCUCCAUUUAAAUAUUGCAAUUAAGAAAAAACUUAAUUGAAGGGUUCGAUGAAACAUUUCCAGUUUUGGAGAACAUUGUUCAUUUUGACAUCAGGGAAAACAAAAUCGAUAAAUUUGACGAAAUUACUAAGUUGCAAACCUUACCGAACUUAAAAAGAUUGCUAUACAAAGGAAAUCCUUUUGAGUCUAAAAGUCCAAAUUACUUAUUGGAUACAAUCAAUAUUAUGGUAAGAUUAGAAAAAAUCAAUAAUAUUUUUGUAACAAAGCAACUCAAGGAAAAAGCAUUUUCAUUUGCUAAAGAUAAAUACGAUAGAGAAGUCGAGUAAAAGAGAUUGCAAGAAGAAGAAGAAAGAGCUAAAGAAGCAGCAGCCCUUGCAGCAUAAUAAGAUCAAUGA
This is a messenger RNA of Paramecium tetraurelia, 987 nucleotides long. RefSeq lists its product as uncharacterized. The record is from RefSeq and is a predicted model, not a curated record. Lineage: Eukaryota; Ciliophora; Oligohymenophorea; Peniculida; Parameciidae. Gene Ontology annotation, molecular function: protein binding. The transcript has 3 exons.